UGUCAUUAUACUCCCGUGCGGACAGAGGGCGAUAUUGCGUUGCACCAGUAACUCACUGCACACACUAGCAAAGAGAGAGGAUGAGAAGCUUCUGUUCGUGCUACGAUGGCGUCAGAAGUGAAACCUGUUUUUGAGGAGAACACUGCACUAGGAUUCCUGUAUAGGCUGAUGAAUGGAGCGUUUCAGGACAGAGACUCCAAAGAUUGCGUUCUCUCCAAGGCUAAUGAUUGUAAGGACAACUUCAGCAUAUCUCCGCCCCAUCACGCAAAAGACAAACCGCCCCUGCCGACUCUUAGAAAGGUUUCAGUGAUACUGGAGGACUGCAGGAAAUUACUGGGAGACCGUUUCAGACAAUGUGAAAGAGAGGAGAAUGGAUUUGAGGCUUCAAUUCCUCUUGGACGGAGCCCUAGCCGCAAACAGCCGAAGAACAGAAAGAGCUCCUCUACAUCAGUAAAGCCUAAACACCAACAAACAUUUUUCACGAUAAAGAUGCACCACUGUAAACAGUGUGGGAAGAGUUUUAGUAAUUAUAAAGAUCUAAGGAAUCAUCAGAAAGUGCACAAAGGGAAGUCCUACCACUGCUCUGACUGUGGAAAGUACUUUUCUAUCUUAAGUGCUUUGAGAGUACAUCGGACAGUUCAUACUGGAGAGAAACCUUACUCGUGCUCUGAAUGUGGGAAGAAUUUUAAGCACAUGGCAAGCCUACGAGAACAUCAGCUAAGACACAUCGGAGAAAAACCCUUUAGCUGUCCUGACUGUGAAAAGAACUUUAUAACACAACGUUAUCUGAAUAAACAUCGGCGAACUCAUACCGCUGAGAAGCGAUACCCCUGUCCUGACUGUGGGAGAGGCUUCACUACGGCAGGACUUGUGAAAAGACACAGAAGAAUCCAUACUGGUGAGAAGCCAUACCAGUGCUCUGACUGUGGGCAAGGCUUUGCCAGAUCCGAGGCAUUGAAAUCUCACCAGCUUACUCAUAAUGGAGAAAAACCUUAUUCUUGCCCUGAUUGUGAGAUGAAUUUCAGCUCAUCAGCGGGCCUGAAGUAUCAUCAAAUGAAUCAUACUGGAGAGAAGCCCUACCACUGUGCAGCCUGUAAUAAGAGAUUCAAGUCAGCUACAAGUUUAAAGUCUCAUCAGAGGACGCACACUGGAGAGAAACCUUACCAGUGUCGUGACUGUGGGACAACAUUCUCCAGUCUCAGUAAUUUUAAAAUACACCAGCGCAUUCAUUCUGGAGAGAAGCCUUACUCUUGCCCUGACUGUGGAAAAAGAUUUUCUGCAGCAUCCUCUGUUAAAGCGCACCAGCGGUCACAUACUGGUGAAAGACCUUUUCCAUGCUCUCAUUGUGGGAAGGGCUUUACCAUAAAGGCACAUCUUGUGGUACACAUGCGCAUACACACUGGAGAGAGGCCCUACCACUGCACUGUCUGUGAUGCAACCUUCUCCUCUUCAGGUCCCUUGGUGAGACACAUGCGAAUACACACUGGGGAGAAACCUUAUAACUGCAUUCAUUGUGACAAGAGCUUCAAAACCUUGCAUGAAAUUACUGGUCAUACAAGGGUGCAUACAGGAGAGAGACCUUACCACUGCUCUAAGUGUGAGAAGAAGUUCAAGGGCCUGGGAGACUUGAGAAAACAUGAGCACACGCAUACUGGAGAAAGAGUAGCAUGUGGUCAGUGUAAGAAGACCUUUGCCUCCAAUGGAGGAUUAAGGUUACACAAAAUGUCACACACAGGAGAGAAGCCCCACCACUGCACUGUCUGUGGGAAGAGAUUUAUAUCAACGUUUCUUCUGAAAACACACCAUAGAGUGCACAGUGGAGAGAAGCCUUACAGUUGCUCUGACUGUGGGAAAAUGUUUUCCCAACUGGCUAACUUAUGGACCCACCAGCGCAUACAUACUAGAGAGAAUUUGUAAUGCUGCUCUGAAUGUUGAAUGUUAUUUAUUUCAAAAUCUCGCUUGAAGGUGGACGUGGUAUUCCAUAGAGACGAUCAGCCUUAUUCCUGUGGCCGGUUUGGAAAACCAAACACACACCCAAGCCUAUUGGUGAAAAACGGUCCCAUUGCUCCAACUGUGGUAAAAAUGUCACCACAUCAGGCCUGAAGUCACAAGUAUUUGCAUACUGGAGAGAAGUCUGAAAUGUCUUGGUUGUGGAAAGGGUUUUGCAUUAUCACGUCAGUUGAAAAUGCAUUACAGGGUUCACAGUGGUGAGAAGCCUUACAUGUGUAAAGACUGUGGGAAGUGUUUUCCCCAGCCCUUUAAUUUGAAGUGUCAUCAGAUACAACACACUGGAAUAAAACCACACCGCUGCUCUGACUGUGGCAAAGCAUUCACCUUAAGCAACCUAGUGCAACAUUGGUGUGUGCAGACUGAAGAGAAGUCCUACCACUACCUUGAAUGUUGAAAUAUCUUUUCAGUAUUAAAAGAACACAAGCGUGUUCACUCUGGAGAAAAGGUUUACUGUUGCUCGGACUGCAAGGAGGACUUUGCACGACUUUGUAACUUAAAAGAAACACCAGGAAACAUCACAAGCAACAUGCAGUAGUCAAAGCUAAAAAGUAGAUGACAGUAGGGCCAAGAGCUUCUCUUUGCUCCAAAUGGUAGCGCUUAAAUAAUCAAUGUACACCUCUACAUAAGUGUUUUAAAAAAAAAUUAACUGUGGGAAUAAAUGUGGAUUGUACCAGUAUGGGGAAAACAUUUGAACCAAUUCAAUGUUAGCGAUGUAGAGUUAUUAUAGCUAAACAUUGUUACGCUUAAACUUUUAUGCUAUAUGAAACUGAUUUGGCUUAACAGAUGUGUAAUUUUCUAUUAAUGACAGUUUAAUGGAACAUUCCAUGUGGUUAUAAUAUAAACGUAGUAUAUGAUUUCCUAUGCAGUUCAAUAGUAAUCUACUAUGAAUAAUUUGUAUGGUUUUAGUACCAAACAUUCACAAAAUGAUUAAAUGCUCUUUAACCCUGAA
Messenger RNA from Salmo salar (Atlantic salmon), 2959 nucleotides. RefSeq lists its product as uncharacterized. Lineage: Eukaryota; Metazoa; Chordata; Actinopteri; Salmoniformes; Salmonidae. The record is from RefSeq and is a predicted model, not a curated record.